Molecule: messenger RNA, 10223 nt
Organism: Cinara cedri
Lineage: Eukaryota; Metazoa; Arthropoda; Insecta; Hemiptera; Aphididae
Source: the annotation of a GenBank genome assembly
AAUCAAUAAUGGGAACAAGAUUCAAAAUUGUAUACCUUAUACAAUAUACAAUUUGAUAAAAAAAAAAAAAGCGGAAAAUUGAUUUAAAUAUGAAAUUUAUUGAACAUGUUACGAACAUAAAUGUACAUACAUUUUGACUUUUCAUGAACAAAAUAAAAAUGGCAGCGCCGUCUUUCUUUUUUUUGCAAUACAUUAUACAGUCGACGUUGUCGAGGACAAAAUGUAAUACUGUGGUUCGAUAGUGGGAGGUAACCAUGACCACCACGGAUUUUAGCCUGUAGCGUUAGCAAACCGCGCCUUUCCAAUCUCCAGCAGUGCAGUCGUGCCAUCGAGUCGUUUCUACGUUCACUGUUUAUAUGUAAAUACAUUAACUGUACUCUCCGAAGUUCGGCAGAGUACCGGUAAAUUACAAUAUAUUCUUGAUCAUUUUAUAAUAUUAUAGAUCUCUGAAUUUGGUGACUUUGUAAUUUUCCUGCUAAAGAGUAUACCAUGUCGGUCGGUAAAGUAUUGGUUUACGGUGGAAGAGGAGCUUUGGGAUCGACUUGCAUAUCGACAUUUUUAUCACAAAAAUACGUAAGUAUUUAAAAAUGUUUUAUAUUAUGUUAACUAUUUUCGUUUUAAUCAAAAUUCACACGAAAAAUGCAAAUGUAUAGUUAAAUAGGUUGGUAAUAUACGUAUAUAAUUUAUGAGUUGGUGGUUAAAGAGAAGUUCCCUUUCCCCAACAUCACAAUGUAGUUGCUAGCAUAAUAUAGCAGAUAUAAUUAAUUUUGAAGAAAGUAUUUUCGUACUACCCUACCUACAUAUUAUAUUGAAUUUUCAGCGGCGGUAAUGCAAUAAUUAUAUAACCCGAGGUCGUAUUAUAGUUGUCUGGCGUUAUAAUAGUAUAAUAAUUAGAACCCUCGAGUAUGGUCAUUAACAAGUCUUACAAAAUAAAAUAUCUAGGUACUUACAUAAAAUUAAGUUGAAAAUCUAGAUACCUAGUUUUUUUUUUAUUGAGUUACAUAACUGGAUGUAACAAGUUUUUUCCUUUUCAAUUCUACAUCACUAUGCCUAUCUAAUGCAUUUUGUUAUAAGAUAAAUUAAGAAAACAUGAUACCUACAUGUGUUGUCUCAGUCUUUUAAAUGUUUUUUAACAAAUUUACAUUCAGCAGGGAUACUUUUGUGUAAUAAUGUUAGAGUUAUUAUUGUAAUCGACUUAUUAUUAAACUUAAAGGUAAGACCUGUGCAAUCAUGCAAGUUUAAGUGUUAUAUGAGUAUGUAAAAUAUCACAAUUUAAAAUUGUAUACAAUUGACCUAAAAAUUUUAAGAAAAAGUUUAUGGUUGUAGAAAUAAUAUUAUUAAAUGUAUGUUUUUAUAAUUCUAAUAUUUAAAUUAAGAACACAAAGUUGUCCUUGCUGAACGCAAAUUUGAUGUUGUAUAUUUUUGAUUGUUUAUUUAGGUACAGUAAAUUAUUUAAAUAGUAUUGACUAUAAUAAUAAGCAAAUGUUUUUCUUUAUUUGUAUAUUACAUUGGUUUUACGGUACCUAUUUAUUCCUUGUAUUAUUUUACUGUCCUUUAAAGUUUUUUCUUUUACUAUAGGUAAGUAGCUAGUCACCAAAAGUAAAUACUUUUUCUAUGAUAAAGAUAUUAUCUUAAUUUUAUAAGUUUAAUUAUACAUUUAUUAAUUCAUAAUUAUUCUACAUUUAAGUACUACAUUAAAUCAAUGUUUUUUGUUGCAAAAAAUGACUUUAAUAUUUAGUAGUCGAAGAGCGAUGUUUUAAUAUUUUUAAAGUUUUGAAAAUAUUGAUUCGUGUACCACCAUUUUCUUCUCAAUUUGAUUUAAUGUCGCACAACCUAAAAAUAUAUUGUAUAUUUGUAUAUUAAAUUUAUAAAAUAUGAAGGUCAUAGAAGUUAUGUAUAGACAAUGAAUAUAUUUCAUGGUGGUAUUGGAACCCUUAUAAAUUAAUAGAUACCUGUUAAAGCCAUGGUAUUAUCAAACUCAUUAAUGACUAUACCAAUAACAUCUUCUGCACCUUUUUGGCCAUUAAAUGCCAAUCCCCAUAAAAUGGGUUGAGCUAAAAAUACCUGCAAAUAAAAAAAUUUCAAUACUUAUGGAAUACUAAAAACUAGGUACCUAAUUAUAACAUAGUAUGAUUUAUAAAUAUUUCAUGUACCAUUUUGGCACCAAGUGCUAAAGCUUUAAAAACGUCAGUUCCAUGUCUUAUACCACAAUCCAGAUAAAUUUCAACCCUAUGUCCAACUUCUUGUACUAUACUUGGUAAAACCUCAAUCUAAAAUAUAUUUAUUUUAGUUAACAAGAAAUAAUUAUUUAAAUGUUAUCAAGAAGUUAUAAGUUAUAGCAUACUGUUGCUGGAGAUGAAUCCAAUUGUCUUCCACCAUGAUUAGAAACAAAUACACCAUCACAUCCCAAAUCUGCAGCAAUUUUUGCAUCUGCUGCACUUAAUAUACCUUUCACAAUUAUUGGUAGAUUUGUAAUGCUGAAAUUAAUUAUUUAUUAAAAUAUUUUCUUAUAAUUUAAAUAUAUUAGUAAUAAAUGAAUCAGUAAUAACUUUUUCAGCCAUUUUAUAUCAUCCCAUACUAAUCUAUCAUCAAAAAGACUCAUUACAUAUUUUGUUAUGCCAGAACCAUUAGUUUUAUUUAUUUUUGACAAUUCUUCAGAGAAAUUUCCUAAUCUAAAACAUAAUUUCUAUUUAUAAGAACUGCAUUUUUAACUUGAGGUUUGAUGUAUAUUAUAUGCGAUUUUCUUACUUUAAAUGACUUGGUAAAGUGAAGUCAUUUUUUAUGUCUUUAUAUCGAAUCCCGAACACUGGUACAUCAACAGUUAGUACUAAUGCCUUGUAUCCAGCCUUUUCACAUCUUCUUAUCAAAGAUGUGGUUAAAUCUCUAUAAAUUUACUUUGAAAUUAACUAUGUAUUUAAGUAAAUAUGUAGGUACCUAAAGUUAUGGUAGAAAUACUAAAAAUACUAAUUCACCUAUCUUUAUAAAUGUAUAGUUGAAACCACUUUACAGUAUUUGGUGCUGCUUCUGCUACUUCUUCUAAACUACACGUAGAUAAUGUUGAAAGUAUAAAAAUUGCACCAUGUUUUCCAGCAGCUACACAGUUUAUUUAUUUUUGAAGUGUUACUAAGACUAAAUUAUAUAAAUUUCAUAUUACCUCUUGCAGAUGCACAUUCUCCAUCUUCAUGUGCCAUUUUAUGCAUAGCACAAGGAGAUAUACCAAUUGGGACAUUUACCCGAUUACCUUGAAUGGUUACACUUAAGUCCCUUUUUCUUACAUCACGUAACAUUCGAGGAAUUAUACGCAAUCUUUAAAUCAUAUUGACAGUUGAAGAAAAAAAAUAAUAAUUAUAAUCAAACCUGCUUACUUAUCAAAUGCUUUAUUAUUAAUUGAAAUAGUAAACUCUUCACAAGCUCCACUCCGAUAAUAGCCCAGAACAAAUUUUGGUAAUGUAUCGACAGCAUAAUUUUCAAAAUCUUUGAUACAUAUAAAUUUAUUAGACAUUUUUUUCAGUAAUUAAAACAAAUAUUAUUAAUGAUACUUAAAAAAUUACAACUGUAUACAAUUUUCUAACCACUUAAUAUUAUCAAUAAAUAUUUGUAGUUUAGAUAAAUGAAUUAAAUCUCAAGGACAUAUAUUAAAUUAAAAUAUAAUAAACCUUUUGAAUUUAUAGAAAUAAUUAACAAUUUUACUGUCCUGAUUAUUUGUAUUAUAAAUAUUGUUUCACUGAUAGCUUAUCAUUAUCAUCAAGAUUGUUUAUUUUACCUUUAGGUGUAUUACACAAUUAAGUAAAACAAAAUAAGUUCAACAUUCAAUAGUAAUUGUUCGAAUGACUUUUUUUUUAUUAAAAAACAGAACCGAUUAUGAAUGUUACAAAUAAAUAAGUAGGUAUGUAGUAUUUUGAUUUACAGAAUAUUAAUAAUGUAAUAAAUUAAAAAUGGUGUGCCAUUGUUGUAGAUGGAAAGUUGGAUACAUAGUUAUUUAAUUUAUAUUUAUAAGUAAUGAUAAAUCAUUGUUAAUGAAAUACAAUUAUGAGCAAGCUUUGGUUAGACAUGUUUUGAAAUGCUGUCAAAUUACAAUUUUUAUCAAAAUUGAUAUUAAAAUAGGCCUAUUAAAAAAAAAAAAAUCUUCAUUAUAUAUUACAACUUGAAAUAAACCUCGUAUUGAAUAUUCAAUCAUUUCUGUUUGGUCAAAUUAUUUUAUCCAUAUAAUACCUACCAAAUAAAAUCUAGAAAAUUGCCGGAAUGUUUUAAAAAUUGUACAAUGUUUAUAAAAGUUUAAUAUAAUUAUUCUAUAAACAUUUUAGGUCUCUGAAUAUUUUUAAUCAAAUAACAAGAAAAACAAAAGUAAAACUAAUGGAACUGUUAUUUCCAUAAUCUUCCCUAUAAUUUUCAAAUCAUAAAGAAGAUUAGAAUUCAUUCAGAAAAUUAAAAACUGACCUCUUUAAUGCAUCAACUAUAUAUACAAUAUAACAAAAAAUAUCAAGAUACAUUUUUUGAUUGGAGCAAGAUUUCUGGUAAAUAGGUUGGUUUACACAGACAAAAAAAAAAACACAUUAUAAUAAAACUUAUAUAUUUUUUGUUUCGCUUAUAAUUUAAAAAUCAUCUUCAAUUUUAUAUAAAUUAAAUUAAAAUUUUAAACUAUGUAAAUCAAUAUUUUUGUAAGAUAAUCAAAUAAAAUCUCAUAAUUUUUGAAAUGUUAUUCAAAAGAAGUACUUUUUAUAUCAUUUUAAUAAGAAAAUAAAAAUAAUUUUGAGCUAUGUAAAUUAUAAAUAAAACCUUAGAUCAUAUACAAUAUGGUCUAAGAAUUAAACUAACAAUCUUGUGUCUUUUUGUUAUAAAUAUAAAACUAUUAUUUUAAUCUAAAAAUAAAAACUAGCAUUAAUAGAAAUAUUAAACUAUUAAUAAUUUUUCUUAAUACCUACCUAGUUAAUUUUACUACUUAAAUUUGAUAACAAAUAAAUACAAACUACACAUAUUUAAAUAUGAUUACAUGUUUAAAAUUGGUCAUUUGAAGCUUAAGUGCUGAACUCAAUCUGUUUAUGUAAUAUUACAUAAAUAUGUAGUUAUAUUGUAUUUUACAACUAUACUAAGUAUUAAUUGUUAUAAAAUAAUUUAAAGAAACAUGGAUUGCAAUUUUAAAUUAAUUACAUUUGAUAAUACUUAAAUUUUAAAAUCAAUAGAAUAUUAACUAUAAUAUUCUUGUAUAAAAUGUAAAUUUGACGAUUUACAAUAGGUUUAUUUAAAUGUAUUUAUUUUUAAAUAAUAUUAAAUCUUUAUUUCUGUCUAUAUUAAUUUAUAAUUACUUAAUUAUUUUUAAUUGGUAUUCAAUUAAUACAGGUUAACUUAGGUCAAAUAUUAUAAUCUUAUUAGGUACUUUUAAGUCUUAACUCCUAAUUUUAAUAAUACUGAGAAUAAACUUGCAAUUCCAAUCUAGACACCACAAUUUAUGAUUGAAAAAACAAAUACUGGUCUAAUAUGUUUUUAACCAAAGAAAUUGUAGAUGUACCUAUGUUCUACAUAUUUAUUAUAAUUUAUUCUUAAAUUGAUAAUAACUGCAAUAUGCAACUUUGUUUAAAUUUUCAAUUUUUUUUAAAAAAAAUUCCGGUUUUAUGUAGAUAAUAAUUUUUAGAUCUCUAAAAAUAAUCAAAAAUUUGAUACAAGGUUCAUCAUAACAAUUUAUGAUUUAGUGGUAAAAAAAAUUGAGCAUUAUAUUGUAAUUUGCAUUGUCAUUUUAUGGCUACAGACUCUCAUCCAUCAGUAUAAUAAGGAUUACAAUAAUGAAAAAUCAUUUUUGUUUUUCAGUGGGUUGGAUCUAUUGAUCUACAACCAAAUGAUAAAGCGAAUUCCAGUUUGAUUGUCAAACCAGAUGUUUCAUUAUUAGAACAAGUAAAAUAACAAAUAAGUAAAAACUGUAUAAUAAUUUAAUGUAUAAUAUUGUAUUUUUACAUCAUAUUUAACCAGUUAUUUUGAUUUAUUUUAAAAAUUUAAAUUUAAUAAAAUAUAUAUUUGUUUGAUUUUAAUUGUCAAUAUUUAAUAUAAUUCAGUUAUUUACAUAAUAAAUAGUUGUUAUUUUAUUUUUUCAGGAAUCUGACUUACUGAAGGAACUUGGGUCCAUUUUAGGAUCAGAAAAAUUAGAUGCAGUUAUAUGUGUUGCUGGAGGUUGGGCUGGUGGCAACUCAAACUCUGAUGGUGAAUAAUGCCAAAGCAAGAUUUUAUUACUCUAAAAAACAAACAUUAUUUUAAAUUCUGAAAGAACUAAGGAAUAUACUGGUUUUACUAUGUGAUGUUUCUUUCUCUUUCUACCAUGUUGUCGCUACAAACCUAGUUCUUAAUUAUUCUUUGUUUAUAGUCAUCAUGUUUAUAAAAGAACAUGGAAUCAAAUCUUUAAUAAAUUGUUUUUUUGGUCUUCUUCUUCCUUUUGUAUCCAUUUAUCUGUUCUUCGAAUAUGUUAGUUAUAAAUAAAUUAUUUUUCAACAGAUGACCAAAUAUUUGUUCACUUCUUUUUCUUAUGGUAAGAUCCUUUUCCCUCUACUUGGUUUAAUAUAUCUAAGUUGUUUUUCAUUUCUGUUCAACUAACUUUCAGUAAUUUUUUCCAAAUACAAAUUUCUAUAGUUUCUAAACUCUAGUCCUGUUCAGUGAUGGUCAAUGUUUUACAAGCAUAUAACAGUAAGCUCCACAUGUAGCAUUUGAUAUAAAUUUUCUUUAUCUGAAUAUUAAGAUUUUUAUUUGUAAACAACACUUUUUUUCCAUAGUUAUUUGUUGUCUAAUCUGUUGAGCAUUUUCCAUCUCUAGUCGGUGUACUCCUCAAGGUACUUGAAUAGUUUGUUUGAUUUUUUUCAGUUGUUUUUUAUUUUUAGUCUCUCUAAGGGAACUUCUCUUGUUUUUGUUUUAUUUUAUUUUACUAUCAUUUUGUAUUCCUAUAGUAUUUUAGUGAGGGUGAAUAGAGAAUUUUACAUAGCUUUCUUAGAUUUUCUCCGUAAUUUUAAGCCCACAAAAAGCAUACCUCUGUUCUAUAACAUAUAAAUUAUGCUUUAAAUUAAUUAUAGAAAAGUAAUUCAAUAUUAUUAAAUGAUAUAUUUUGAUUUUAGAUUUUGUGAAAAAUACUGAUCUUAUGUUAAAGCAAAGUGUUUGGAGCUCAGUGUUAGCAUCGUCUAUUGCAUCCAAGUUCUUAAAACCUGGAGGCAUUAUAGUAUUGACUGGCGCUAAAGCUGCACUUGGUCCCACACCAGGAAUGAUUGGUUAUGGUUUAGCUAAAGCGGCCAUUCAUCAUUUGACAAAAUCGUUGGCUGAUGAAAAUGGUGGUUUACCUACAGGAGCUCAAGCUCUCUCAAUUUUGCCUGUUACUCUAGAUACACCUAUGAAUCGUAAAUGGAUGCCUAAGGCUGACACCACAACUUGGACACCAUUAGAAUUUAUAGCAGAGUAAGUACAACAUUAAAAUAAGUAUGAUAGUUGCAUUUAUUUUGUAAUAAGAUUCAAUUUUCAAAAUAAUUUUUAUUUAUUUAUAAAUUAUUGAUAUAUGUGUUUGUGUAUAAAAUUUGAUUAUAUAUCCUAGUAUUCCAUUAAAAAUUAUUAAAUUUAUAACUAGAAUUAGUCAUUUAAUAUUAAAUAAAUACAUUGAUUGCCAAAUAUUUUUUUCAAAUCAAAUUCAUAAUCAAUAUGUCAAAUAUUAUAAUGUAUAAAAUAUUAUUUUUUGAACUUAAUUUAUGUAACUUAUAUUUUAAAGAAAUAAUUCCUAGUAAUUGUAAUAACUAAUAAUCAUAUUAACUUAAUAAUGGAACAAUAUUAUAAAAUAUUUGAAUAGAUAUUUAUACUACCUAGCACCUAUAUAUUAAUGCAUGAUUAAUAAUGGUUCUAAUUUUAUAUUAACAUUUAUAUUUAAUACAAAUAAGCACACAAUACUAUUUAAAUUAAUUGAUUAAUAAAAAAGUAUAUAUUGAAUCAAUGUCUAGCUCUACAGUUUGCUUAAAAAGGUAUAACAUUUCUUCUCAAAAUUUUAAAUUAAAAACCAACUAUUACUAUUUAAUGUUGUCAUCUCUAUAACUAUCUAUAAAUGUACAUGCUUUUCUUUUUCAGAUUAUUUUCUAAAUGGACUAAAGGAGAAGACAGACCACCUAAUGGUUCACUUGUUCAAUUAAUCACCAAGGAAAAUAAAACUACUUUGGAAAUUGAAUAAUUAUUCUAUAAAUAUUUUAUAAAAAAUUUAAGACCUAUUCUGUAUUUUUUAAAAAUUGUAUUUAUAUAUUAUAUAUAUUUAAUAUACUUUAUUUCCUGUACCAAUUUUAAAAAUAUUUUUGUUUGUCUAUUGAUUUAAUAAUUUUAUGGUUUGUUGGUUUAUACAUUAUACAAAAAAUAUACUUAAUAUCGUAAUUAUUUGUUAGCAUUAUAAUAAUAUAUGGCUAGAUUAAAUAAUAAAUUACAAAUUAAUAAUGUGAUGGUGUUGGUACACUCAUCAAAGGUGAUUCUAAAUAAUCAAAGCUUGGCGGCUCUGGGGGUGGUUCUGUAUCUGUUGAAAGUUUUUCUACAAAAUCUGUAUAUAAUUUAUGUACAGCCUCAUCGUGUGAUGGACUGGGCUGUAAAACUUUAGUUAAUGUACUUAAUCUACUUGGUGGUAACUUUGGAUAUACAUGCCACACAAGUUUUAACACAUGCCUAACUACGUUUUCUCUGUUAAGACCAGUACAAAAGAAUUCGUCAAAUAUUACCGUGCAAAAGUCUUCAGCAGCAAAUUCUUCAACUUGUUGAAUUAAAAGUGCUACUAAAAAAUGAAGAAAUGGAUCUUCAAAAGCACGAUCAUGGUCACAAUUAGCUAAAGACCCUAAUAUUCUCAUUAAUGCUAAUCUAUCCUUAGCUUUAGCAACGUGCAGUGUAUAAUACAUGGCAACAGUACACGCGACACUACUCUCUUGUAUAUAUGCUUGCACAGCAUCUGGCACAGGUCCAGAGUGUUCAAUAAUGGUGAUAGCCGAUUCUCUUUCAUCGGGAGGCAUUUUAGUGUUUAACGAUCUAACCUGAUCGUCAGCUAUCAGUGACAUCAAGGCAGGCAUAAAUUUGGUAACCACUUGACUAUCAAGUUUUGGUUCUUUAAAGUCUUGGGUGUCGAUCAUGACCCAAGCACUCAAACCGAGAGACAACAUUCUUAACAAUAAGACUAACACAUGAUUUUCUCUUGCUAGAUUUUCGUUAUUAAUCAAAUGGUGAAGUAUACGAAUAGUUGAAGUUGCUAAAAAGUUAAUAGCAUACGGAUCACAAAGAGUCAUAGAUAGAUCUCCUAAAACAGUUUCAUGUCCCCGUUUAAUACUAUCCAAAAACCCUUGAAGUUCACGGGAUCGUUUAACAUCAACAUUACGCUCCCUGAUACAAGCAUCUAAACACCACGUAAAUUUGUGACAUGGAUCAAUAGAUAUGAUGUCUUGAAUUUCCAAAUCAUGUAGUGCCAUUAGAAGUUCAGCUCUAAGCGUACAAUAAUGUACAUUGUGAGUACGCAAGAACAAUGUUCUCAAAAAUUGUAAAACCAUAUCAUAUAACUUAAUACUUGAGCCAAUCAUAUGUGCAAGCUUUUGUACCACUUCUCCUUGACGUCGCAAUUUUGGUGAAGGUGUAAAGAACAAGUUUGUCAAAUUAUUAUGGUCAAAGAGAAUACUUUCUUUUUCCCUUAUGUACUGUGUAAGUAGAGGAGACACUUCAUUUACUAAUAAUGAUUGAUUGUCCUUCCAAAUUUGCCUCUUGACUUCUGUAUCCGUGUCUUUAUAAAGUUCAGUGUCUUUAACUAAGACAUUUAAAUAUUUGUCAUCAAUAUGUGAUAUAUUUUUUAAUAUGGCCAUAAUUAUGGGUCGGAGUUGUUUAAUGUGAACUGAUGGAAAACUCUUUGCUAACAUAUCCUUGAGUUUGCGGUCCCUAUCACGUCCUUCUUUUUUACCAAUCUCUUCAAUAUGAGCGACCAAUUUGUCACGCAAUGCUUCUAAUAUAGAGUUGUGAAAAUCCAAACGGCGAAUGCCAUGUAGAUCAAGUAAUGGUAACAUCUGUCGAAGGGAUGGUAAAUGUAUCCCAUUAUCAACUUGAAAUUCUUCGAUUGCCUUUAGGGGAUCUGUACAGUUGGUCAAAGUUUCUAAUAAAUAAGUUUGACCAUGUAUACCUGAUUCAGAUUGUUGAUUUUGGUGAACUGUAAACAUAGAUCGUUGACGUCCACCGCUCAUUUUGACAAUUUACUUACCAGUUUUUCU